Messenger RNA from Jaculus jaculus (lesser Egyptian jerboa), 2637 nucleotides. RefSeq names its product C-C motif chemokine receptor 2 (gene Ccr2). Gene Ontology annotation, molecular function: C-C chemokine receptor activity. The transcript has 3 exons. Gene Ontology annotation, biological process: positive regulation of monocyte chemotaxis; immune response; blood vessel remodeling. The record is from RefSeq and is a predicted model, not a curated record. Gene Ontology annotation, cellular component: cytoplasm; membrane. Lineage: Eukaryota; Metazoa; Chordata; Mammalia; Rodentia; Dipodidae. The coding region runs from base 155 to 1294 and encodes 379 amino acids.
CAAGUUUCUACCUCUAGAUCUGAGGUCCUGUUGCUGAGAAGCCAGUGACAUCUGGAAGAAGCCCUCCACUGGGGAAGAGCCUCCCUGGAGGACUCCUAGCAGACUCCACUUAUAUGUUACUGUCUAGGAAUGGGCCACAUACCUGCAAGACCAGAUGCAAGGAGAGCUGAAGGAAAUGGAAGACAAGGACAUGACACCCCAGAUCAUCCAUAACAUACUUUCCACAUCUCAUUCUCUGUUUUCAAGAAGUAUGCAAGAGCUUAGUGAAGAGGCCACUACCACUUAUGACUAUGAUUACAGUGAGCCUUGUCAUAAGCCCAGCGUGCAACAACUCGCAGCCCAGCUGCUGCCCCCUCUCUAUUCAUUGGUGUUCAUCUCUGGUUUUGUGGGCAACAUGCUCGUCAUCCUCAUUCUGAUAAGCUGUAAAAAGCUGAAGAGCAUGACUGACAUUUACCUGUUCAACCUGGCCAUUUCAGACCUGCUAUUCCUGCUCACACUCCCCUUCUGGGCUCACUAUGCUGCAAAUGAAUGGGUCUUUGGAAACAUAAUGUGUAUGUUAUUGACAGGGCUCUAUCACAUUGGUUAUUUUGGUGGAAUCUUCUUCAUCAUCCUUCUGACCAUUGAUAGGUACUUGGCUAUUGUCCAUGCUGUAUUUGCUCUAAAAGCCAGAACAGUCACCUUUGGGGUAAUUACAAGUGGAGUCACCUGGGUGGUGGCUAUGUUUGCCUCUCUUCCAGGAGUAAUCUUCACUAAAUCCCAAGAAGAAAAUUCUAGUAGAAUCUGUAGUCCUUAUUUCCCAUUAAUAUGGAAAAUUUUCCAUACAAUAAUGAGAAACAUCUUGGGCUUGGUCCUGCCCCUGCUUGUCAUGGUCAUCUGCUACUCAGGAAUCCUGCACACUCUGCUUCGCUGUCGGAAUGAGAAGAGGCACAGGGCUGUGAGGCUCAUCUUUGCCAUCAUGAUUGUCUACUUUCUUUUCUGGACUCCCUACAACAUUGUUCUCCUCCUGACCACCUUCCAGGAGUUCUUUGGCCUGAGUAACUGUGAGAGCACCAGUCACCUGGACCAGGCCAUGCAGGUGACAGAGACUCUUGGGAUGACACACUGCUGCAUCAACCCCAUUAUCUAUGCCUUUGUUGGAGAGAAGUUUCGAAGGUAUCUGUCAGUGUUCUUCCGAAAGCAUAUCACCAAACAUCUCUGCAAACAGUGUCCAGUUUUCUAUAGGGAGACAGCAGAUCGAGUGAGUUCAACAUACACCCCUUCUACUGGGGACCAGGAAGUGUCAGUUGGUUUGUAAAAUGAGUGGCAGUUUGCUUGUUAUUCUUUAAAUGAAAGAACAGUUUGUAUAGAAUAACAAGCUUCAAGGUGUCCAGAACCUCAGGACUGUGCCAAGACAGAUUUUGUCACUCAUUUUAUAUUUAAUUCAUGCUCAGUGACUAUUCCAAAAUAACUGUAGGUGGAAACUUUGGUAUUUCUAUAAACUCAUUUCAGUCUUUAGGAAAAUUAUUAUUGCCUUAUGGUAAUACACUUUAUCCAAUAUUCACCAUGUCUUUAUCCAUUUCUGACAAGACAAGCAUGGAAUGAGGACCCGAGGGGUCAGGGAUGAGUAAGUAGAAGGGGAGAGAGGACCAUGGAUAAGCUUAUAUGACUAUGAUGAUGAAGAUGAAGAUGAAGGGGACUUGUUCAUUUGCCCAGGAAAUGUUCCUGACUCUUGGCCUCAUCUCCUACCUGUGUUUAAUUUUGAAGACUUUAGGUCAAGGAAAGCUUGAGAAUUGUAAUUUUUUGGAACUUUACCUGAGUCCUUUUGUGCAUGAAUGUAUUACACAUUUUUGUUUUAUUAUGGUUAUUUAUGACAAUAUUGAAAGUCUGUUCAAUAUCAUGCCCUAUAAUUCACUUGCUUCUCAGACCACAGGCCCACAUGAAGUAUAGAAAUUGUUUAUAAAAUAUACAACAUUUGUCAUUAGCUAAAAACAAUAAUGAAGGACCUUAUUUGAUCUUUCUAGGGAGAAGGGAAGGUUGGAGGUAAUGAUCAAGAAUGAAGAGAACAGCAGCAGAAGGCAGGGAUCAUGUGGGAACAUAGCAGGCAUGUGUCCAGAGCAGACAAAAUCACAGGAGGAGUCUUCAGAAUUUAGGAAGGGUUUCUGUCUAGCAUCACAUGGCUUUGUUUUCUUGCUACUAUUCCCUAUCUCCCAUUGUUGUGCUCCUGACUCUUUACCCACAGUCUUUAUCACAUAACUCUUGGCUGUAGGUCUGACAUACUUCAAAAAUAAGUUCGUAGACAUCCAAAAGUGUGAGUCUAGGGAAAAUGUAAAGGGAGCAGCAAAAUUCAAACACCUAGGUUGUACUGGGAGAGGGAAAACAAGCAAUUGGAAUGUGGGUAUGUUCUUCUGGCAGAAAAGAGAAGGACAUAAUAGGGACAAAGGCUCCAGCUUUGGAAAUCAUGUCCCCAACAUGCAAAUCUGUCUAAAUUGCCAGGUUGGAAAAGCCUCGAUGAGAAAGACUCUACAUUGGUUGGGAAGAAGAGUUUUAUUGACUGCUUUCUGGAGCCUGAUUUUAGAUUUAGAUACUGUCUGCAUUAAAAAAAUUUUUUUAAUAGAAAAAACAAAAUGCAGAAAACUUUAACUAACAAAUGUGAUGAAG